Messenger RNA from Balaenoptera musculus (blue whale), 2561 nucleotides. It is a transcript of the gene ACAD9, whose product is annotated as acyl-CoA dehydrogenase family member 9. The transcript is spliced from 19 exons. Bases 802 to 2343 code for a protein of 513 amino acids. Gene Ontology annotation, molecular function: acyl-CoA dehydrogenase activity; flavin adenine dinucleotide binding. The record is from RefSeq and is a predicted model, not a curated record. Lineage: Eukaryota; Metazoa; Chordata; Mammalia; Artiodactyla; Balaenopteridae.
AUUUCCUUGUAGACCACCUUAGGGGCAGGGUCGAGGGUGGCCUGGAGGCAGGGAUUCCUUUAAGUUUGGGCAUGGCACCCACCUGUCACCUGUACAGGUGGCCGGAGAGAAGAAAGUAGAUUUGGGAGCCUGUAACUAGAGUGGCUGAUUAUUUACAGGGCUGGAGAGGAGACAGGACUCCUCUGCUUUGAAGACCUUUCUCAAGACGCUUGUUUGAGGUAGACUUGAAGCGGAGUCACUUUCCAGGCUGUGGGGACAAGAGCAGAGCCAGUACCCAAUACAGACAAUUGCAGCUAUUUCGUGUUCAGGACGCCUCGUCUCCUUUGAGCCUCACGGCUGCCUUCUGAGGCAUCACCUGUAGCAGGAGAGAAACUGACCCUGAGAAGGGGUGAGACUUGCCCAUCACACAUCUAAGAAUCGGCAGAGCCAGGGCUGCAUUCCGGUUGAUCUGGCCCCUCGGCUGGGCCUCCUCUGGUGGCCCUGCUCAGCACACGGAGCAGGGGUCGUGAGGCCGGACGGGCGGGUGCUGGAGCGAGCAGCCAGGUGGGAACCCGGCAAGGUGUCAGACCCGUGACCACAGUACGUUCUUGUCAGUGGCAGCACCUUUGAGCUCACAGGAUAACUGAGAAAGAAGUUUUCCCAUUUCCAGAAGUUAGCCAAGAUGAACUUAAUGAAAUAAAUCAGUUUGUGGGACCUGUAGAAAAAUUCUUCACUGAAGAGGUGGACUCUCAAAAAAUCGACCGGGAGGGAAAAAUCCCAAAUGAAACUUUAGAGAAACUGAAGAGCCUGGGGCUUUUUGGGAUGCAAGUCCCAGAAGAAUACGGUGGCCUGGGCCUCUCCAACACCAUGUACGCGCGGCUGGGGGAGAUCAUCAGCCUGGAUAGCUCCAUCGCCGUGACGCUGGCAGCACACCAGGCCAUCGGCCUCAAGGGCAUCAUCUUGGCCGGCAGCGAGGAACAGAAGGCCAGGUACCUGCCCAGGCUGGCGUCCGGGGAGCACGUGGCCGCCUUCUGCCUGACGGAGCCCGCCAGUGGGAGCGAUGCCGCCUCCAUCCGGACCAGGGCCACGUUAAGUGAAGAUAAGAAACACUACGUCCUCCACGGCUCCAAGGUCUGGAUCACCAAUGGAGGACUGGCCAGUGUUUUUACUGUGUUUGCAAAGACAGAGGUUGUUGAUUCUAAUGGCUCAGUAAAGGACAAGGUCACAGCGUUCAUAGUAGAGAGAGACUUUGGUGGAGUCACCAGCGGGAAACCUGAGGAUAAGUUAGGCAUCCGAGGCUCCAACACCUGCGAGGUCCACUUUGAGAACACCAGGGUGCCCGUGGGAAACGUCCUCGGAGAAGUUGGAGGCGGCUUUAAGGUGGCCAUGAACAUCCUCAACAGCGGGCGGUUCAGCAUGGGCAGUGCCGUGGCCGGGAUGCUCAAGACGCUGAUCGAAAUGACCGCUGAGUACGCCUGCACAAGGAAACAGUUCAACAGGAACCUCAGCGAGUUUGGAUUGAUUCAGGAGAAGUUUGCCCUGAUGGCUCAGAAGGCUUACGUGAUGGAAAGCAUGGCCUACCUCACUGCGGGGAUGCUGGACCAGCCGGGCUUUCCUGAUUGCUCCAUCGAGGCCGCCGCGGUCAAGGUGUUCAGCUCCGAGGCCGCGUGGCAGUGCGUGAGCGAGGCGCUCCAGAUCCUCGGGGGCUCGGGCUACAUGAGGGACUACCCGUACGAGCGCAUCCUGCGUGACAGCCGCAUCCUGCUUAUCUUCGAGGGAACCAACGAGAUCCUCCGGAUGUACAUCGCCCUGACAGGCUUGCAGCAUGCCGGCCGCAUCCUGACUGCAAGGGUCAAGCAGCUUAAACAGGGCAAUGUGACCACCAUCCUGGAGACUGUCGGCCAGAGGCUUCGGGACUCCCUGGGCCGAACUGUGGACCUUGGGCUGACAGGGAAGCUCGGAGUCGUGCACCCCAGCAUGGCGGACAGCGCCCACAAGCUCGAGCAGAACGUGCACUACUUCAGCCGCACCGUGGAGAGCCUGCUGCUUCGCUUUGGCAAGACCAUCGUGGAGGAGCAGCUGGUCUUGAAACGAGUGGCCAACGUCCUCAUCAACCUGUACGGGAUGACGGCCGUGCUGUCGCGGGCCAGCCGGUCUAUCCGUGUGGGGCUCCAGAACCACGACCACGAGGUUCUGUUGGCCAACAUCUUCUGCACAGAAGCUUACCACCAGAAUCUCUGCACCCUGUCUCAGCUGGACAAGCAUUCUCCGGAAAAUCUCGAUGAACUGAUCAAGAAAGUGUCCCAGCAGGUCCUGAAGAAGCGAGCCUACGUCUGUGCCCACCCUCUGGACCGGCCGUCCUGAAGCAGGGGGUCAGUGUCCCUGCUGCUGUCCGCCCGACACACGCCUUCCAGAAGGUAGAGAACGUGCUUUAUUACAAGUUAACUGUUUCUCCCAGUUCUCUGACUGACGGGCUUCUCCAGGCCCCCGUGGGCACUGCUGCCUGACAGACACGAUCCCGGGCUCCGAGCGGACAUGGGGAGAGCGCGGAGCUGCUGCGACUCACCUGAUCGUGAGGCUUC